Molecule: messenger RNA, 264 nt
Organism: Prunus armeniaca (apricot)
Lineage: Eukaryota; Viridiplantae; Streptophyta; Magnoliopsida; Rosales; Rosaceae
Source: the annotation of a GenBank genome assembly
AUGUGCCAGGACUAUACCGACCUGAACAAAGCCUGUCCGAAGGAUAGCUUCCCGUUGCCCCGGAUCGACCAGCUCGUGGACGCUACCGCCGGUCAUGAAUUGCUCAGCUUUAUGGAUGCAUACUCCGGGUAUAAUAUGAUAUUCAUGAACCCUGCCGAUAACGAGCAUACGACAUUUAUCACUAACCGGGGUUUGUACUACUACAAUGUCAUGCCGUUCGGCCUGAAGAAUGCUGGGCCAACAUAUCAAAGGCUCGUUAACUGA